CGUUGUGCGCCGUUUUGGAGACGUUGGUGUCAAUCCGAGAGAGAGUGGCGGUUAAGGCUGCCAUUUGCUCGGCGAGAGAAGGAUUGGUCGACGUGGUGGCGGCUGAGGCAGUGGCUCUCGGUUGUCGGCGUGGAGGAGGCUGUCGAAACGGAGUCUCGUCGGUGCCCGAGUGGAAAGAAGAUUCAUCAAUCUCCCAAUGCUUUGUCCCCUUUAUCUUUGGCCCAACAUCGGUUUUGAUGUUGUAUUCUUCAAGAAUUGCCAUGACAAGGAGGGCGUAGGGGAGCGGCCGAUUGUCGAAGGUGGUCGUGAACAUGUGAGUCAUCACAAAUUUACACCAAUUGAGAUUGGCAUUGUGAAUCAUCGCAUGGAUCGUCUUCGUGUCUUCUUGGGAGAGAUUGGUGUGGUUGAACUUCCUGGGCUUGAGGAUCCGUGUCAACACAUAGAAGAUGAAACGAUACACGGGACUCAUGGAAGAAAUCGUAGGGCGCCGCUGUUGGGGAGUGGGUACGAAGUGUCGGAUGCCCACUUCGUCCAAGAGAGCGGUCUCAUUGAACCGCGCUCCUUCUCCGGCGUAGAGCCCGAGAUCCUGUCCGUCCCGACGAAGCCCGAUCAUUUAAUCGGGGAUGCUAUGACGGAUGAAGAAUUCAACCAGAUUUAUUCUGGUAAAGGAGACGCGAAUCUCCCCACUCUUGAUAGUCUAUUCGAGGAUGUUGAUGAAGCAGGACUGGAUAAUCUUGACGGGGACGAUGAGCCUACACCGCAAAGCAACGACGUCGACGUGGAGGCAGGUGAGCCCGAGACCUCUCGAGGUCCGGACAAAGGUAAGAAAAAAUAUAAAUCAGAAUUAUUUGUUUAUCAUUUUGACAAAGACACAAAAGAUGGCAUAAUUUAUGGAACUUGUAAACAUUGCGGGACCGUCAUAAAUAUGGGAGUUUCCGGCGGUUAUGGCGGUCCGGAAAAACACCUAAGGUCGAGGCAUCCCGUGGAGUACGCCAAAUACGAGGCCAAAAAAAAGGGACGACAAGAAGUGCAAACCCAAAUUUCUCGGUUUGCUAACAGAGAUAAAAAUAGUUAUUACUACAGCUAUUUAGUAGAAUGGAAAAAUGAAAGAGAUAAUGUUAUAACUCUUUUUGAGGAUUUGUUUAAGGAAUAUCAAGGGUUAUACGGUACUGUACAAGAAGAAACAGCACCACCUCCGCCCCCGAAAUCAAAAAAAGGUUUUGCCGGCAUAGUCGGUGGGCUUCUUGCAAAGAAAGGGAAACGUGCCCAGUCUUCGACGAGUUCAAGUGGUACAACAGUAAGCUUGCACAACGAACUUGCUAUGUACCAGGGUGUGCCAUGCGAUUACGAUGACGACGAUGUCGAUUUUGACGUGCUCGGAUGGUGGAAGCGGAACGAACACAUGUUCCCAUGUCUCGGCAUGCUAGCAAGACAAGUGUUGUCUGUCCCAGUAUCAACCCUAGCAGUUGAACGAGAAUUCAGUGCUGGCGGCAACAUUCUAACGGACUACCGAAGUUGUCUUAACGCUGAAUCUCUUGAAACACUGGUUUGCAACCAAGAUUGGCUUUUGGCAAGACGUCGGGCUCAAGAGUCAUCGUACCAACUCGAAUCGGAGCAUUACAUGAAUGCAACCACAGAUGGAAGUCCGAGUUCUGAAGAAUAAGUUAUAAAUUUUUUUUAUGUUAAUGUAAAUAUGUAAUUAAUUUUUUUAGGUGAGCGAUAUAUAAGCUCCUUCGAGAGUUUCUUUACGGUUCUUUACCUCGUCGCUUUUUUUGAACCGUCAGGAUAUUAAAUGUGGUUGUUCUUC
This is a messenger RNA of Cuscuta campestris, 1807 nucleotides long. NCBI's taxonomy places the organism in Eukaryota, Viridiplantae, Streptophyta, Magnoliopsida, Solanales, Convolvulaceae. The record is from the annotation of a GenBank genome assembly.